Messenger RNA from Ceratitis capitata (Mediterranean fruit fly), 2309 nucleotides. RefSeq names its product protein hairy (gene hry). The transcript is spliced from 3 exons. Gene Ontology annotation, biological process: anterior/posterior pattern specification; regulation of transcription by RNA polymerase II; regulation of neurogenesis. Bases 86 to 1255 code for a protein of 389 amino acids. Gene Ontology annotation, molecular function: protein dimerization activity; DNA-binding transcription factor activity, RNA polymerase II-specific; RNA polymerase II cis-regulatory region sequence-specific DNA binding. Gene Ontology annotation, cellular component: nucleus. NCBI's taxonomy places the organism in Eukaryota, Metazoa, Arthropoda, Insecta, Diptera, Tephritidae. The record is from RefSeq and is a predicted model, not a curated record.
AUUAAUUAAAAGCAAAUUGUGAUAAUUAAAUUUGUGAUUUAUUCGCUACAAAAAAGUUAAGAAAAUAAAUAAACUGAAAUAUAAAAUGGUAACAGGAGUCGCGGGUCCAAAUAUGACAGCCAACGUUAUUGGAACGCCGGUUGCAGCACUAAGGGAACAUGCGCCAACAGUUAAAAGCGAUCGACGGUCGAACAAACCGAUUAUGGAAAAACGCCGACGCGCUCGCAUUAACAAUUGCCUAAACGAGCUGAAAACACUCAUACUCGACGCCACAAAGAAAGACCCCGCGCGUCACUCUAAGCUCGAGAAGGCUGAUAUUUUGGAGAAGACUGUUAAGCAUUUGCAAGAGCUGCAACGUCAACAGGCCGCCAUGCAACAAGCUGCCGACCCAAAAAUUAUUAAUAAAUUCAAAGCUGGAUUUGCCGAUUGCGCCAACGAGGUCAGUCGUUUUCCCGGUCUCGAUCCAGCUGUUAAACGUCGCCUCCUCCAGCAUCUCAGCAAUUGUAUUAAUGGCGUCAAAUCGGAGUUACAUCAGCAUCAACGUCAAAUGGCAAGCGCCGCGUCGUCCGCACAAAUGCUGCCCUCACCACCCAGCUCACCCGAGCAAGAUCCACAUCAUUUGCAACAACAGCAACAUGUCGCUGCCGCUGCUGCCGCCGCCGCUGUUGCUGCUGCUGGCGGUGCUGGUGCACAUCCCUUCCUUAUGGGUGCACAAUUGCAACACACAAUGAAUGGGUAUUUUUUGCCCAACGGUCUUCAGGUGAUACCUACUAAGCUACCAAAUGGCAGUAUAGCGCUUGUUUUGCCACAGCAGCAGCAACAACUGCAACAGCAACAACAACAUCAUCAACAGCAGCAGCAACAGCAGCAUGCAGCGCAGGCGCAACAACAAGUCAUACAUAUGCAGCAGCAGCAACAACACCAACAACUGAGCGCCGCACAAGCCGCUGCACUGAUAUCUAUGCCCAGCCGCACUGCCUCAACGAGCUCGGCAUCAUCGCACAGCUCCUCCGUAUAUGAGCGCACACUCUGCUCCCCGGCCAACAGUGUUACGCAUUACGCGCCACCAAGCCCCGCCAAUUCGUAUGAGGCUAUGGACUGCAAACCCUCUGUUAUACAGCAUGCGCCUACACUAUCUCAACAACAGCAGCAGCAGCAACAACAACAACAACAACAACAAAAUCAACAACCACUUUCAUUGGUGAUCAAAAAGGACAUUAAAGUAGAGGACGAACAACCUUGGCGUCCAUGGUGAGCGGUAGCGCCAACGUAUGGUGAAACUGGAAAAUGUCACUUUUUUCCGUUGGGAAAAAUGCGACAGAUGUGAUGUACACCAAAGGUGCCGGGGCGGGGGUAUACUAGUAAAGGGUUGCUGGCGUUGAAGAGAGGCUUUUGAAAGUCAUUGGCAGCGGAAGCUUAUGCCAGGCAGACAUUGGUAUUGCUUUAGCGACGCUGGCGGCAUGCUAUGGCCACCUCAUCGUCGUAAAUCGUAUUUCGCGCACUUGCCUUUGUGUAAAUGACGUUGAAGUUGAUGUUGAAAUUUUUCAUUUAAAUAUCUUUGUUUGUGGUUCUGCGCGCACAAGCCACGUCAACAGCAGCUGUAGCAGCUGUGAUGUGCUCAGCAGCGGCGGCAGCAGUACUCCCACCAGCUGAACAACAACACCAGCAACAGCCAGUCAGUCAGUCAGCCAGCCAGCCAGCUUGUUGAGUGACGAAAAGAAAGCAAAACAAAAAUAUUGGGAAAUCAGCACUUAAUUUACUACUACCUCAGCAAAUACAGGGGCGUAUCGCGAUUGGUCGCGACUCAGGGGCGCUUCAUUUGAAUUUCAUAGCUAUCUCAUUGGAGUAUUACAAGUAUACACACGUACAUACAUACAAAUAAUAAAUAGUAUAAUAGGAAUUGGCGAAUCGUCAAGGCUUUUUUUUAGUCAUUAAUAAUUUAUAAAUAGUUUAUAUAAUUUUUUUAAAUUAAUUACAGCAAUUAAUUUAAUUUACAUUAAUUUUUUUUAUUGUAUUUUAUGCAUUUUUAUUUAACACAACUGAUAAUAAUAGCAAUGACAAGAAAACAACAAUAAAUCGUAUCGGUCUUCCCAACUUUUAGUGUAGUAAUUUGUACUUGAUGAAUUUGCAUUAUGUACAAGACAUACAAACAUAUAUUUAUAUUCAUAAAAAAAAAAAUAUUUUUACUUUAGUCGUAAAAUUAGCUGUAAAUUAUUUAUGUAUUAUUUAAGAAAGAGAAAAUUUUCUAAAAAAAAAAACAAAAAGGAAAUUGAAAAGAACCAUACCUGAAAGAAAAAGAUAUACUACAU